Messenger RNA from Centropristis striata (black sea bass), 2852 nucleotides. RefSeq names its product proline rich 35 (gene prr35). Lineage: Eukaryota; Metazoa; Chordata; Actinopteri; Perciformes; Serranidae. The record is from RefSeq and is a predicted model, not a curated record. Bases 171 to 2372 code for a protein of 733 amino acids. The transcript has 3 exons.
CUUCUGCCUGACAUCCAUCUGAGGUUCAAGAAAUGCUCCUUUCCAUUACCUUAUAAAACAUGAGGAAAAACCAAUGAAAUGAACCCUGGCACGAAAGAUAUAAAAUCUAAAAAUCUAUCUUGAAUUAUCAUCAUUUAAUUACGAUCAAGCAAUAUUUCUAAAUAUCAAUCAUGUCCAAGGACGAUGCAUGUAAAGUGACAUCUGCCAGCAAACACAAGGAGCGCAAGCCCAAGAAGCCUCACUAUAUUCCCCGGCCAUGGGGCAAACCCUACAACUACAAAUGCUUCCAGUGCCCCUUCACCUGCAUGGAGAAGUCCCACCUGUACAACCACAUGAAGUACAGCCUGUGCAAGAACUCCCUUUCUUUGCUCAUAGAGUCAGACUGGCCCUAUAAAAAGGGCAAUAUCCUGCACCCAGAACAGCUACGACCCUUUCAGCAGGCACAUCACGCCACAGGGAAAGAUGGGAUAGAGCAAGUGACACGGAGUGAGGAGGGACAACGGCAACGGAGGGCCAUGGAAGAGGAAGGUGAGGACAAGGAAAGCCAGGGAGCAGAAGAUGAAGAAGAGGGAGGACGAGGAGAGGGAGUAGAGGUCACCAGGCUGACCAAAGAGUGCUCCAGUGAUCGCAGCAGAGGAGACGGUGAAGAGUUUGCUGCAAAGAAAAUCAAACAGCCGGAGUCGGAGAUUCUGAUGGCUGACAUGCUGUCCCUGGAAGAUCAGCUUUUACGAGCACGCUCAGUAGAGGUCGAGGCCCAGCUGAAACACUACAAGCUGUCCAAGACGUAUCUGACAGCUCCCAGUCUGCUGUCGGAGCAGUGGCGGCUGCUCGCGUCCAGCCACACUAAGGCUAAAGCUGAAGGUGUUCAGCCCCGAGUGAGUGGUUCAAUCCCCUGUUACCCUCCUCCGCCAAACCUGGUGGACUACCAGGAUCCCACCGGACUCAACCUGUCAGUGCUCGGGGUGGGCUACCCCAUCAGCCCCAGCCUUUUCUCCUACAUGAACUCAGCUCUCCCCGCUGCUGCCACGGGCGUCACCACCCAGACCCAGCUCGCCCAGCUCCCCUUCCUGGCGUCGGCCGCUCAGCUGAUGCACCCAGCCUCCAGCACCCACGCAGACAGAGGUCUCAUCCCCCCUCGCCUCUACUACCCCUUCCUGUGUGAGCACACGUUCGGACCGGCCUCCAGUCAGAGUGACGCCAGCAAAUCGCUCAAGACGUCCACAAACAGUCUAGAAGCAAAUCCCCUGUCCGGAUUCCAGCCGAAAGUCAAUCUGUGGAAAGUGCCUGCUCUGCGGCCAGGGACCGCCGCGGUCUCCCCUGCUGGCUGGGUGUCCCCUCAGAGAGAGUCCCCAGAACAGGGCUACAGGUUGGGGGAUAAACUGCAAGCUACAGCCAAGGAGGGCAAAGCAAGCUGGGGCCUCAAGAGGACAGGGGCCCCACUGGGGAACCAAGAGGCACCUGUGGAGAAAAAGCCGGCCAUGGCUGGUUUUACUCUGGACCUUUUGAAGAAUAUUCAGACUGCAUCAACUCUUAAUAUGGCAGCAGAUAAACUUCUCUUCCAUGGAAGUUUACAGGAUGCUCAGCUUCCGGCCCGGCCCACUGAACUGUGGUACAACGACGCUGUCACCAGCCCCAACAGUGAAACCUCCUCUCAUUCCACCUGCGGGGGACCCAACAGUCAGGACCCGACUGCUGCCCGGACCUCAGAGGGAGCCUCAGAGUCUGUUGCUGCUCUCCUCAGUGACCUCUCCAAGGCCUUGCAGGAGUACCAGGAGGCCGAACGCAAAAUUUCCCACCUGGAGAAGGAGGACCUUCCCGCCCAGCGUCACCUCUGGGAACACCUGAGCAAAAUCCGCAGCGAGCUCUCCCACAUCCACCAGGCGCUGGAGCGGACGGCUCGCCAGAGCGACGGGCCUCUGGACCUGUCCGUCAAGAGAGACUCGACUGAUUCGGUUAGUGAUGUGAGGGAGGACAGCAGCCUUAAAGAUAACAUGACGGAGACGGAGGAGGAGGACGAGGACCUGGAGGAGAAAAAAGAGGAAGAAGAGAGCGAGAGGAAGGCGAUGAAGGCUUCCCUGGAGAGUCGGAAGCAGUCGUUGGACAUGCUGAUCAAGAUGAGCCAGGCGUCGGUGGUGAACACAGAGGUGCUCUCUCCUAGCGGUCUCAGCAUGAGGCCCAGUCCUGCUGAGGCCUUAUGGCCAAGCAGAACCACCAAGUGUGAGGCGGACUCCAGCGUGCUGCUCUGUCCCGACGGGCGAUCAGUGGUGUUCACUGACAUCCCCUCCUCCGCCAAGACACAAAAGAGACCCCCGUCCAUACAGCGACUAGAAGCCCAGUGUCCUCCGAGCCCUUUGACAGCUACUGACAAUUAAACUUGUGACUGUAAUAUAACUUUAAAUGCAGUUGUCUUCAUUAUUACUGCAUGCCUUUGAUUUCCACUGGCUGGAGGAGGACUGUCACUCUCACCCUGAGUUUAACUUCACAAAAUCCUCAAACAUGUUGCACCUUAUAAAACAAACAGGGAAUGAAUGACAAGAUUUGAGAAGAAAAUGUCUUCAAAUGCACUACGGACAUUGAUUGUUACAAUGAGAUUCUCCUAAAAGUACACUUCAGAUGUAACAUCAACACUUAAUAGUUUCCAUCAUUUUCAUUUCAACAAUUAAGCGCAUUAAAAUCAUGUUGAGAGACAAUCCUGUGAAUGGAUUUGUAAAUACUGUAAUUACAAUAAAUGUAAGUAAAAUGUUUUAAAGGGUAAAUGGUUUUAUAUGGAUGAUGUCAUGUUGGACUGCAUCAUUUCACUUGAUGACUAUAAAUUGUAUUAUACACACUGUAUUUCUUUGAAUAAACUGAGU